UGCACUUGUAAACGUGUGACUUUUUUCGUGAUUUUUUAGCAUGACAGAAGAACAGAAAAAACAAGCAGACUCAACGGAAGAGUAUGCAGAGUGUCCGGUUUUCGAACCGGAAAAAAAUCAGGGUGGUUUGUGGUUUUCUGAAAAUCCUAACCUUUUCUCGAGCGGUGCCACUUUAUCCUGCGCAGAAUCUUCACAAAAUAAAUCUCUCAAAGUAAAUUUUGACACACGUUCAAAGAAACUUCGCUUCGAUGUGAGACCCAAACCGAAACCCCAUCACAGAACCAAGGAACCAGUAAAACUGCCUAGAAUCAAGCCGAGAUAUUUUACAAGUGGCUGCGGAAUCAAUGAUCAAAAUCAGCGAGAUCUCCUUAACGAGCCAUCUCCCUUUGUCUAUCCGAAAGAUCAAGAGGAGAUUGCACACAAAGUGAUGACAAAGGCGUGGAGAUCAGAAUUGAGAAGAAAGGAGCUGUCCUAUAAAUAUAAUGAAAGGCACAAUUACAAAUCUCGGCAACAGGCUGAUAUGUUAAACAGAUUGUAUGUGAAGGAACCUCAAGUAAAGAGCGCUAAAAUGGUCACGGAUGUCGAUCCUGAGUUUUUUACGAUUGUAGAAGGAAGACCUAUACCUGAAAAGUUAAGGCUCAGAAAAUAUAUUGCAACUGUUCGCGAAGUUUUAAAAACUAAAAUUCUUACUGGAUACAGAGGUGACGACAUUAUGCUUAUAGAUGAAAGUUUAAUUCUUGAGCAGAAAGAAAUCGACAGGAUCAGAGCAAAUUAUCAAACGUAUGUUAACACGUUUGAGGAAUUUUUGUAUAAAGAUCAUACAGCAUCCAUGAACUUGUUAAAAGAAUCUGAUCGUGAAGCAAUGUUAGCUCAAGAAAAAUAUGAAGAAUAUAGAAAGUUAUCAAGGGAGUAUGGGGCGUUAAAAUCAAUUCUGUACAGCACCGAGGAAAAGUGGAGAAGCUGUAAACUGUAUCAAAGAUUUCUUUACUUGGUAAGUCCAAUGGCAUGGAGGGAAGAGUACGAUUACUAUUAUAUCCAAGAGGGAGACUUAACUGCUUUUCAAGAGGUGUCUUCAAUUUUUGCCAAAUAUAGGUUAAACGUGACUGACGAAACCGCGUCUCUGGAAGAUCUCAUUACCCAAUUUAGGAACGACUGUGCUCAACAAAAAGAACCAGCUCUUUAUUUUACUGAUCCAAAUCAGCUCCUCGACGUGUUUAGGUUUAUGGAAUUACAAAAUCUGAACUCCCUCUUACAUUCUGAAGAACUAGCUGCUCCUUUGGAAAACGUAAAAGAAGGAAUGGCUAGAGCUGAGGAAUUAUUUAACGCUGAAAUCAACGCUCUUCAAGAACUUAUUGACAAACUUGCUGGUGGAAUUUCCUGGGAAGAGGAACGUGCCAGAUAUCUGGAAGAAUUAGCCCUCGAACUAAUUAACGGCCAAUUCAAGAAUUUAGUCGUUGCCGAAGAAGUCUUAAACCUUUACGUUUUUGUCGAAGAUGUAUACGAAACGCGAAUCGGUCCAAACGAUGCUAAUCUAACCAUGAGCGAAAUGAUGAAAAUGAUUGAAUCGAAAUUUCGCGAAGAACUUAUUAGUUUGGAUCAAAUGCCAUCAGAACAAGUGGCACAAUUGGAAGUUAGUUGCUACAGAGAAGAGGCUAAAAUGAUGAAGGUGGCGCAACAGGCAGCCAGACAAUUAUUAGAAUUUGAGAUGCUCUACCAGAAACUGCAGAAAGUAUUUUCACCUCCUCAUAGAAGAGGUGGUAGAGAACUUAAAUGGAGAUCACCACCUGUAAAUCCACCAAAACCAGUGCCUCCACAACCCAGAAUGUUGACUGAAGAAGAAAAAGAAUUUCUUGAAUUCUUUUCAGAAUAUUGCAAAUACACGGACAAUUUAGAAGAUUAUGGGAUUAAUAUUUCGCCUCAAGAACAAGAAACCCAACAACAGGAAAGUAAACAAACUACAGAAAAAGUAUCUAAACUUCGUCUGCAUGACUAAAUUUAUUAUACUCAAUUUAUCAAAACACAAUAAAAAAAUUUAAGUUGA
Zophobas morio is the source of this 2041-nucleotide messenger RNA. RefSeq names its product cilia- and flagella-associated protein 100-like. Bases 41 to 1993 code for a protein of 650 amino acids. NCBI's taxonomy places the organism in Eukaryota, Metazoa, Arthropoda, Insecta, Coleoptera, Tenebrionidae. The record is from RefSeq and is a predicted model, not a curated record. The transcript has 3 exons.